CACCGUCGAUCCUCUCCCCCGCCCUCCUCUUCUGCCAGCCAGUCUCUUGCCGGGGUUCAACUUCUGUCGGCAGAGCCGAGGAUGGAGAGCGGGGAUCGCCUGCUUGGGGUGGCGGUUCUGCUCGCCGUGUGCGGGAGCGGUUUCCCGCUCGGUUCCACUUCGCCGGGACCCGGAGGAGCAGCUGUGCACAGCCUGCGGGGCAGCUGGCGGGUGAACAACGCGAACGGCUCGCUGGCUCUGAAAGGCGAGGUCCCGGGCUGCGUGCAUACCGCCUUGUUCCGAGAGGGUCUCAUCCAGGAUCCCUACUAUAGAUUUAAUGAUCUGGCCUACAGAUGGAUCUCCUUGGAUAACUGGACAUAUAGCAGAACAUUCAAAGCUCCUUUUAAUAUCAGCAUGUGGCAAAAAGUGACUUUGGCUUUUGACGGGGUAGAUACAGUAGCAGAGAUAGUGGUCAAUAACAUAACUGUUGGAAAGACAGAUAAUAUGUUCCAGAAAUAUAAAUUUGAUGUUACUAAUGUGAUCAAGGAGAUCAACACAGUCCAAGUCCAGUUUUUGUCUGCUAUUUUGUAUGCUGCCCAACAGAAUAAAAAUCACCAAGCAUACAAAGUGCCUCCAGAAUGUCCUCCACCUGUGCAAAAAGGAGAAUGUCACGUGAAUUUCAUCAGAAAGGAGCAGUGUUCAUUUAGCUGGGAUUGGGGCCCCUCUUUCCCUACUCAGGGAAUUUGGAAGGACGUUAGAAUUGAAGUAUAUAAUCUUUAUCACCUUGUCUACUUCUCUGUGACUCCUUUCUAUGAGCCAAAUAUUCAUCAGUGGCAUCUUCAGAUAGAGUCAAAGUUUGACGUUGUCAGCAAAAAGCCAAUUGCUGGAUUUGUGGCUGUGAACGUUCCUGAGCUGAGGAUCCAGCAGGGGUUCACUGUGCAACUUCUUCCUGGAGAAAGCAGUAUUGCGUUGCUCGUAAAUGUCAGUAAGAGUGUGCCAGUGGAACUUUGGUGGCCAUCUGGGCAUGGAAAUCAGUCUGGAUACAACAUGACAGCAGUGUUCAUUAUGCAGGAAGGAUACAAGAUCAUAAAACAUUGGAAGGUUUAUUUUCGGACAGUAGAUCUGGUAGAGGAACCUAUUCCUGACUCGCCCGGUUUGAGUUUUUAUUUCAGAAUAAAUGGACUGCCCAUUUUUAUGAAAGGUUCCAACUGGAUUCCAGCUGAUUCUUUUCCUGACAAAGUGAGCUCUAAAAUGUUACGCUUCUUAUUGCAGUCAACAGUUGAUGCCAAUAUGAAUACACUUCGAGUUUGGGGAGGAGGCAUAUAUGAGCAAGAUGAGUUCUAUGAGAUUUGUGAUGAACUAGGAAUCAUGAUUUGGCAAGACUUUAUGUUUGCGUCUGCCCUUUAUCCAACCAACCAGCACUACUUAGACUCAGUAAGAGCAGAAAUUACUCAUCAGGUAAAGCGACUGAAAUAUCACCCGUCCAUCAUUUUAUGGAGCGGGAACAAUGAAAAUGAAGUUGCACUUUCCACCAACUGGUUCUCCGUUCCAAGUGCACAGAUGAACCUUUAUUUCAAAGAUUAUGUGACACUUUAUGUUGAUAAUAUCCGAGAAAUUGUUUUUGCUGAAGAUCAGAGCCGUCCUUUUAUUGCCUCAAGCCCUACCAAUGGAUUGGAGUCAGUCAAAGAAGGCUGGUUGGCUCGUAACCCUUAUGAUACCCAUUAUGGAGAUACCCAUUACUACAAUUAUCUGAAUGACUGCUGGGAUUGGACCCUUUAUCCCAGGGCUCGGUUUGCCUCUGAAUAUGGCUUUCAGUCAUGGCCUUCCUUUAGCACCUUGGUACAGGUUUCUGUAGAGGAAGAUUGGUCUUAUAAAAGUAAUUUCUCCCUGCACCGACAGCAUCAUGCUGGAGGUAACGAUGAAAUGCUUCAGCAGGCAGGGCUUCACUUUAAAUUGCCUCAGGUAGUAAAUCCAGUUGAGAACUUCAAACAGACAAUCUAUCUCACCCAGAUCAUGCAGGCCCAGUGUGUAAAAACUGAAACCGAGUUCUAUCGUCGCAGCCAAAGUGAGAUAGUCAACGGGGAGGGACGAACUAUGGGUGCCCUUUUUUGGCAACUAAACGAUAUCUGGCAGGGCCCUUCCUGGGCUUCUCUAGAAUACGGUGGCAAAUGGAAGAUGCUUCAUUACUUUGCCAAGCAUUUCUUUGCUCCUUUGCUGCCUGUGGCACAUGAGAAGGAAAAUGUUUUCUACAUAUAUGGAGUCUCGGAUUUUCAUUCUGACUACAACCUGGCCCUCAAAAUAAUUGUAUAUGAUUGGAGCAGAAUGGAGCCGGUGUGCACUUUGACGAAAAAUGAUGUGAUUGUUAAGGAAGGAAGUGCAGUUCUCAUUUAUAAGGAGCCCAUCAAUGAUCUUUUGAAAAGAUGUGGAAAUUGUACCAGGCAAAGCUGCGUCAUUAUCUUUCAUUUUGAGACGGAAGGUGAACCCUCCAGUCCAAUUAAUUACCACUUCCUGUCCUCACUGAAAAAUGCAAAAGGAUUAAAGAAUCCACACAUUCAUGCUUCUAUUUCUCAAGAAGGAGAUCAUUUUCAAUUUGCCCUGGAAGCCGCAGCCAUCGCUCCUUUUGUUUGGUUAGAUGUUGGGAACAUCCCAGGAAGAUUCAGUGACAAUGGAUUUCUUCUCACAGAGGAGCAAAAACUCAUAUUCUUUUACCCUUGGGAAGCUACUAGCGUCAAGGAGUUGGAGAAGUCAUUCAGCUUAAUAUCGCUGACAGACAUUUCCUGAGAAAAACUCAGCAAGAAUGGAGACAAAAGCUACUGGAAAUGGGGAACGUGUGUAGGAAUGCAGCUCUAAAAUAAAAUGGAUAAAAUGGAACGAUUGGACAUUAUUCUCAUGCCAGCUUCCUACACAUAUGGUAUUACUCAGUUAAGUGGAGGGAAGCCAAGUGCAGUUCUGAAUCUCUUUAGAAUGAGAGCACUUUAAAUAAGUCAGACAAGCACACAUCCUGAGAAAUGUCUAUGAACAGUAAAAUAUGUAAUACUCUGCAUCCCUCUGGCAUCAUUUUUCUGAAUUCCAGAACCAGAGUCUGCAUCUCCAAUGAAAAAAUAUUGCAAAAGACCAGAGAUCUGUAUGGAUCUUUAGGCACUUGUCCUAUUACAGGAUUGACCAGAGGGAGCUUCUCUCCUGCUUCUUGUGUUGGGGCAUCAUAGAUGGGCAUCCUUCUCAUGUAAUUAUAACACUGCUCUUGUCGCAGAUAAAUCUUAUGGUGGAUAACAGGGGUCUCCAACUUCCAGGAAUCGGGCCACUGAAGCGGCAGGCAAGCACCUGAGCUCGCAAAGCUACAUUUGUGCAAGCUGCAGGCACACGCGUGAAACCAUCUCUCACCCCCCCAUCACGGCUGCUGCCGGUCCGCGGAGCUAGAAAGUUUGGGGACCGCUGAUGUAUAAGGAUAAUAUUGCUGGUAAACACAGGAAGUUUGAACAGUCUGUUGAUUAAUAGAAUGGACCUUCUAUGUCUACUAUUAAAGAGGGCAGAUAAGGGAUAACAACGUGAGCACUUCUAGCAAUAGUGUUCCUUUUUGCUAAGUGAGACAUUUGUUAAGUGAAUUUUGCCCCAUUUUAGGACCAUUCUUGCCACAAUUG
Molecule: messenger RNA, 3617 nt
Organism: Protobothrops mucrosquamatus (brown spotted pit viper)
Lineage: Eukaryota; Metazoa; Chordata; Lepidosauria; Squamata; Viperidae
Gene: MANBA
Product: mannosidase beta
Exons: 17
Coding region: 82-2760 (892 amino acids)
Biological process (GO): glycoprotein catabolic process; carbohydrate metabolic process
Molecular function (GO): beta-mannosidase activity
Source: RefSeq, a predicted model, not a curated record